Messenger RNA from Micropterus salmoides (largemouth bass), 786 nucleotides. RefSeq names its product galectin-2-like. Bases 230 to 637 code for a protein of 135 amino acids. Lineage: Eukaryota; Metazoa; Chordata; Actinopteri; Centrarchiformes; Centrarchidae. Gene Ontology annotation, molecular function: carbohydrate binding. The record is from RefSeq and is a predicted model, not a curated record. The transcript has 5 exons.
UCAUCUUGGCCACCUCCACUUUAGUCUUUCCCUUCACUGGUUUGCCAUUCACUCCUGUGAUUUCAUCGCCUGCUGCCAGUGUCCCAUCCAGAGCUGCUGGGGUGUUAUCAAAGACCUGUGAGACAACAGACACCUCAUUGCAAAGGACAGAAGACUCUUCCUGAGUCCAAGACCAUCUUCUUAUAUCUUCCAGUAGCGCCAGGACUGUUUCCCAACACCAGCACGCAAAAUGAGCAUGCUGCUUGAAUUGAAGAAUGUGGAUCUGAGAGCUGGAGAUAAGCUGAAAAUAAAGGGGCUAAUUCUGCAUGAUGCUGAGCGAUUCCAGAUCGACCUCGGCUGUGAUGCAGACGACCUGGCUCUGCACUUUAACCCUCGUUUCCACGAUGACACUGACGGAGCUGUUCUCGUUUGCAACUCAAGGACUGCUGGUUGUUGGGGCGAUGAGAAACGGGAAAUACACAACCCUCUACAUAGGGGCACAGAUGUCAAGAUUGUGUUGAAGCUGGCAGGAGACAUGUUUGAAGUGGAGCUUCCUGAUGGACAGGAAGUCCAGUUUCCCAACCGUGAUGGCAUGGACGUUAUCAACUACAUCAAAAUCGCAGGAGACUUCAAACUGACUUCCUUCAAGAUCUGCUAAAAGACAAGUACAUGCUGUGUUUAUCAGUUUGGUUUAAGACAAGACUCAUUAAGAGUCAUUAAGAGAUGUAGCUCUUCAGUACACUGGAAAUGUAGCUGUAUUUAAAUGUGUCCUGUUCUUCACAACAAAAUAAACUAUUUAAAUUCAAA